AGCUGACACUCAUACAAACGUUCGCUGCACUUGCUGGCAUUAUUUUAAAGCGUUUAAGUACUUUGCAGCAGUGCUAAACUCGUUCGUUUACACAAUUAAUACAUCACAAAACGCUAUACGCUAUUGAUUAUAGAAUAUAAAUGUGCGAGAUCCAGUCGUCGGUAGAGUGCAAUAUACGUGAACUAGUGUACCGAUUUUAAAAGUCAAUCGUCCCGCUUCGCCCAGCCCUCGUCGACGGGUUUUCGGUCGUCCCAGCUGCUGUACAGAAAACUGAAAAGUGUAGACGUCAGUGGUAGAUUAUUCACAAUGCAAGGAUUUCCUUCAACUAUGAAGUCCAAUUUUUUAAGUCAGGCAUUCUCAUCCAGGAGCAAUCGUCCAAAGUGUUGAUUUGCAAACGGAGUGAAAACUCGCCCACAUAUUUGAGUAGAAUAGUGUUCUUUCAAUAUAGUUUGGAAAAAGUGUUCCUGUGUGUCUAGGGCAACUCCUAGCAAUCAAAAAAGAAGAAGAGCAUAAAGUGAGGAAACAAAAGAGUAUAGCCUUUCACCCGCCUGCUGAUAUAGAACGCCACCAGUUACAAUCAUGGCCGUUGAUAAGACCGCAACACGUCAGAUGCUGACGAUUACAUUUCUCUGCAUUCUGUGGUACGUUGUAUCCAGCAGUAACAAUGUCAUUGGAAAGAUGAUUUUAAGCGAGUUCCCGUAUCCGAUGACGGUGACGAUGGUUCAGCUGACCAGCAUCACCCUGUACAGCGGACCGUUCUUCAAUCUCUGGGGCGUUCGGAAGUACGUUGAUAUCUCAUGGAGGUACUACUUCAAGUUCAUCGUGCCGUUAGCGUUGGGCAAGUUUUUGGCCUCCGUCACAUCACAUAUCUCCAUCUGGAAGGUUCCGGUGUCCUAUGCCCACACGGUGAAAGCUACCAUGCCACUGUUCACCGUUAUCCUCUCGCGAAUCAUCAUGGGUGAACGGCAAACCAAAGCCGUCUAUCUGAGCCUGGUGCCGAUCAUCGUGGGCGUUGGGAUUGCCACCAUGACAGAGCUAUCGUUUGACACGAUCGGUCUGGUCAGUGCCCUGCUGGCAACGAUGGGCUUCUCGCUGCAGAACAUUUUCUCCAAAAAGGUUCUCAAGGAAACCAGCGUCCACCACUUGCGGCUACUGCACAUUCUCGGCCGGCUGGCCCUGUUUAUGUUUCUACCGCUGUGGGUCUACUUCGAUCUGUUCAACGUAAUCAAGCAUCCGGCUAUUGUGACUGGAGAUUACCGGGUUAUAGCGCUGCUUUUCACUGACGGUGUCCUGAACUGGUUGCAGAAUAUCAUAGCGUUUAGUGUUCUGUCGAUCGUUGCUCCGUUGACCUACGCUGUAGCCAGCGCCAGCAAACGAAUUUUUGUGAUAGCAAUCUCGCUUUUCAUCCUCGGCAAUCCGGUGACGUGGAUGAAUAUUUUUGGCAUGCUGCUGGCCAUCAUUGGUGUGCUGUGCUACAACCGGGCGAAAUAUUUCUCUCGAUUACACCCGGCAAAAGAUACGAUCCUGCCGUACACGAGCUCCAACAACAAUAUCAAGUAUCAACCGCUGGAGGAUACUUCACUGCUGGUCGGUAAUGGACACUACGGGGGAAAGAACGGGCUCGCUAAUGGUGGCCAUCUUCAGAACGGCACCGUGCAUCACCACAGUGGGACCAGUAAUGGUACAACGAAUCUAUUGCUGAGUAACGGAGGCACUCAAAUGAAUGGCACCGGCAACAAGUUACUAUUUGUCUAAAAAGUGUAUAUUGACUGAGUUAAAUUCAUACAGUUAGGACAAUGAACAAGGCCAUUGGUAGGAUUGUUUCUUGCUUGUACAGUUGAGCUUAGCGAUAAAAACUAGUUGAUUGACUAUUUAGGUUAGAUUGUAAAGCUGUUUAUAGUGUUUCUAGUAAUUGUAACAAAUUCAUGUGUGUGCUAGCCACGAUGAAGGCGCGCUGUGACGAGAGCGGAGUGCUUCGCCGAUAAAGAAGCUACCUAAAGAAGAUUUAUUUAUUUCCAACCUCUAUAUUUUAUCUUGAUCUUGAAAGAGUGAAAUGCUUGAUUUGGCCCAACACUACAGAAACAGAGAUUGUGUAAUGACGAAAAAAAAACUUGACGAAGCAGUAUUCAUCCGGUGCUAAUCAAUUCGGAUUCAACUCCAUAACAACUCACUAGCGGAACGUACUAUAGAACCAUUCACCGACAGGAUCAAUGAGCAAUUUUGUUUGAUGCAAUCGUACUUGAGAGCAAAAUGUAUGUACUUGAAAAAACCGUGAAACGUGACGGUGCAAAUUGAGAAAAAAUAAAAGCUAUUUUAUACAAUUUCUGGAACCGAAA
Messenger RNA from Wyeomyia smithii (pitcher-plant mosquito), 2336 nucleotides. RefSeq names its product solute carrier family 35 member E1 homolog. The coding region runs from base 580 to 1755 and encodes 391 amino acids. The transcript has 4 exons. Gene Ontology annotation, molecular function: antiporter activity. The record is from RefSeq and is a predicted model, not a curated record. NCBI's taxonomy places the organism in Eukaryota, Metazoa, Arthropoda, Insecta, Diptera, Culicidae. Gene Ontology annotation, cellular component: Golgi apparatus.